AGAAAUUGCCUAAUUAUGGCACCUUCAGGAAGAAAACAUACAGGGAAAUCGGGGAAACCAGCCGUGGAAGCUCAGGGGAGCCGAGCUUAUGACUUUGACAAAGAUGACAAGAAAGAUCUGAGUGGUUCUGAGGAAGAUGCCAGGGAAGGAGAGACUCCAGUAAUUGAAAAGCAUGGGAAAAAAAGAUCUUCUACAGUCAUUACUCAUGGAACAGUUGAAGAAGAUAUGGGGGGUGAAGUACAGAACAUGUUGGAAAGAUUUGGAGCUGAUAUUAACAAGGCUCUUCUUGCAAAGAGGAAAAGAUUGGAAAUGUAUACUAAGGCUUCUCUUAAAACUAGUAAUCAGAAAAUUGAGCAUGUUUGGAAAACACAACAAGAACAAAGGCAAAAACUCAACCAGGAAUAUUCUCAGCAGUUCCUGACAUUAUUUCAGCAGUGGGAUGUGGAUGUUCAGAAAGCGGAGGAACAGGAAGAAAAGCUGGCUAAUAUGUUUCGACAACAGCAAAAGGUUUUUCAACAAGCCAGAAUAGUUCAGAGCCAGAGACUGAAAACAAUUAAACAACUAUAUGAACAGUUCUUAAAGAAUAUGGAAGACUUGGAGAAGAAUCAUGAAAGCCUCCUUACUGGUGCACAAAAUGAACUUAGAAAAGAAAUGGCCAUGUUACAAAAGAAAAUUAUGAUGGACACUCAGCAGCAAGAAAUGGCAAGUGUUCGAAAAUCUCUUCAAUCCAUGUUAUUCUGAUGGCUCUUUGAAGAAAGAAC
Messenger RNA from Dromiciops gliroides (monito del monte), 761 nucleotides. RefSeq names its product synaptonemal complex protein 3 (gene SYCP3). Gene Ontology annotation, biological process: meiotic cell cycle; spermatid development. The transcript has 8 exons. Gene Ontology annotation, cellular component: synaptonemal complex. Bases 16 to 741 code for a protein of 241 amino acids. Lineage: Eukaryota; Metazoa; Chordata; Mammalia; Microbiotheria; Microbiotheriidae. The record is from RefSeq and is a predicted model, not a curated record.